CAAAGACAAGAAGACAAGAACAAAGCAAGCAUGGAGAGAUCAGCACUAACAAUGGCGCUGCUUCUGCUUCCGCUGCUCGCCGUGACGGCGAGCGCCCAGGUGUUGUGCCGGUCGCAGUUCAACCUCGCCAACGAGGCGUGCAGCAUGCGCACCUUGCCGGGGGUCAUGAGGCCGCCGCUCGUGCCGCCGCGCCCGCUCAAGCUCAACGAGACGUCGGUCACCGGCGGCGGGAGCCGCAGGCACGGGCUCCAGUCUCGGGGCGGCGGUGGCGGCGGCGGCGACGAGUAUGACGACGACGGCGACUACUACUACGACGCCGACGGCGAGGAGCAGGGAGGAGGCGGCGGCGACGAGGAGGGGCGUGGGCGGCGGCGGCGCCACCGGCACCGGCGCAACGUGGACGACGACGACGAGAGCAGGGAGGACCCCCACGACACGGCGUGCUGCCGGCGCCUCAUGUCGCUGGACAACUCGUGCGUCUGCCAGGCGGCGGCGCGGCUCCCGGCGUUCAUGACCGCCGUCCGGCACGUCGUCCGGCUCACUCCCGUCGACGGCUGCCACGUCACCUUCGAGUGCCCCGGCUCCUUCUAGCUUAUAUGUCGUCACAGCUCGCGUCGUCGUCGUCAACUCAGCCAUAGAUAAUAUAAUUCAGCAGAGGAUGAUUCCAAUUACUGCAGAAUUAAUUAUUACUACUACUGAUUGAGAUGAA
Messenger RNA from Oryza sativa Japonica Group (Japanese rice), 709 nucleotides. RefSeq lists its product as uncharacterized. NCBI's taxonomy places the organism in Eukaryota, Viridiplantae, Streptophyta, Magnoliopsida, Poales, Poaceae. The record is from RefSeq and is a predicted model, not a curated record.